Molecule: messenger RNA, 1203 nt
Organism: Rhizophagus irregularis DAOM 181602=DAOM 197198
Lineage: Eukaryota; Fungi; Glomeromycota; Glomeromycetes; Glomerales; Glomeraceae
Source: RefSeq, a predicted model, not a curated record
AUGGGGCCUCCUAUUUAUGAUGGAAAAAUUCAUCCUAAUGAAUAUGUUAAAAAAAUGCGUGUAUACUGUAAUCUAAGACAGAUUACAAAUGAGCAAGAAAUUCUUAAGUUUGCAAUAACGAUGAUUGAUUCUACAAUUAAUAUACCGGAAAACAUAAAUUCUUUCGAUACACUUAUUAAUACACUAAAAAAUCAUAUUUCUUUUACGGUUUUUAAAAACUCUUGUAAAAGAAAAUUACAAGCAUUAAAAUAUAUAUCUGAAUAUGAGGAAGACAAUAAUAACGAUAAUGCCUUAAAUUUUAUUACCGAUUUUCGUACACUUUGUCGUGAUGCGGAAAUUACAAAUAUCGAAGAACAAAAGAAAUAUCUUAUUAAUGCACUUCCUUACAAUUUCUUUAAAAAUGAAUUUGUUAAGCAUAAGAAUGCUAAUUCUACGGAUGAAUUAACUAAAACAUUUGAAGAAAUUGUUUCAGAUUAUUCAAGAAUAAUCAAAAAUGGAUCCAUCAUAGCUUUAAGGCAUAUUGGUACAGGAAAAUAUUUAUCCAGUUGUGAUAAGAGGUAUCCACAACAAUAUCAAAACCAUAACCAACAAUUCUCGCAAAAUAUACCAUUUACUAAUGUACAAAAUCCAAUCCAAAUCCAAAUCCCAAGUUUUGAUUAUAUGGUUUACUGUGGUGAUUUCGGGCCAAACGCUUUAUGGUCCAUUAAUAGUAGUAAUAAUUUAGCUACUGCUCCAAUUUCUUAUGGUCUCGAUCCUAAUUCUAUCAAUUACGAAAGUUCAAUUCAAUUACAACAUAAGAUUCUUCUUGGUAAAUCUUUUUAUACAAACAUAUUUAGACAAUCACCUACAAGUAAACACUUUGAAGCAUGUUGUGGCGAUAAUUUUCAAUUUCCUUGGAGUAUUAAACAUUAUCAUAAUCAUGAUAAUAAAGGAAAUGUGAAAUCUGGAGAUAUCAUUUUACUUCAAUGGAAUAAUAAUAAUGUUAAUAAUAUUAUGAAUAAUAAUAAUAUUAAUAAUAUAAAUUUUUAUAAUUAUCUUCAUAAUCUACAUAAUAAUAAUGUCCAGUAUGAACAUGCCAAAGAUAUUUUUUUAAGAAGUCAUGAUUUAAAAUUUACCGUUGAUAAUGAAAAUUAUCAGGAAGUUGUUACUCAUGACCAAAGAAUUGGAGGAAAUGAUCAGUGGUGUAUUGAACUUAUUGAAUAA